Molecule: messenger RNA, 1376 nt
Organism: Castor canadensis (American beaver)
Lineage: Eukaryota; Metazoa; Chordata; Mammalia; Rodentia; Castoridae
Gene: Babam1
Product: BRISC and BRCA1 A complex member 1
Biological process (GO): mitotic G2 DNA damage checkpoint signaling; double-strand break repair; positive regulation of DNA repair
Cellular component (GO): BRISC complex; nuclear body; BRCA1-A complex
Source: RefSeq, a predicted model, not a curated record
UAGAAAAUGGCGGCUUCCUAGAGAAGCGGUGGCUGACUUGGAGGGCGGUUCGGCUACCGGGAGAAUCCUGGCGUCUCCCAACCCUGCUCCAUUCGGCUACACAGGAGGCAUGGAAGUGACAGAGCCCAGCAGUCACACCGAAGAGGAGGAAGAAGAGGAGGAGGAAGAGCAAUCCGCUGAGCCUCGUCCUCGAACGCGCUCCAACCCUGAGGGGGCCGAGGAUCGGGCACUGGGGGCACAGGCCAGUGUGGGCAGCCGCAGUGAAGGUGAGGGUGAGGCGGCCAGUGCUGACGAUGGGACCCCUAACCCAGCAGGAGUGGUCCCCAAGCCCUGGCAGGUGCCUCCGCCAGCCCCCGAGGUCCAGAUUCGAACACCAAGAGUCAAUUGUCCAGAGAAGGUGAUCAUCUGCCUGGACCUGUCCGAGGAAAUGUCGCUGCCGAAGCUGGAGUCGUUCAAUGGCUCCAAGACCAAUGCCCUCAAUGUCUCCCAGAAAAUGAUCGAGAUGUUCGUGCGGACCAAACAUAAGAUCGACAAGAGCCACGAGUUUGCGCUGGUCGUGGUGAACGACGACUCGGCCUGGCUGUCUGGCUUGACCUCCGACCCCCGGGAGCUCUGCAGCUGCCUCUAUGACCUGGAGACCGCGUCCUGCACCACCUUCAACCUGGAAGGUCUCUUCAGCCUCAUCCAGCAGAAGACUGAGCUGCCAGUCACAGAGAACGUGCAGACCAUUCCGCCUCCAUACGUGGUCCGCACCAUCCUUGUCUACAGCCGCCCGCCCUGCCAGCCCCAGUUCGCCCUGACCGAACCCAUGAAGAAAAUGUUCCAAUGUCCGUAUUUCUUCUUUGACGUUGUUUACAUCCACAACGGCGCCGACGAGAAGGAGGAAGAGAUGAGCUGGAAGGACAUGUUUGCCUUCAUGGGCAGCCUGGAUACCAAGGGUACCAGCUACAAGUACGAGGUGGCGCUAGCUGGACCGGCUUUGGAGUUGCACAACUGCAUGGCGAAGCUUUUGGCUCACCCGCUGCAGCGACCCUGCCAGAGCCACGCCUCCUACAGCCUGCUGGAAGAAGAUGAGGAAGCCGCUGGCGAGGGCGAGGCCACAGUCUAAAAUGUCCUGGUAUCUCAACCUCCUUGUUCAAGGGAACCCGUGGUCUAGAGUACCAGUUCUCAAGCUGAGCUCUGUGGGGACUCUGGGGGUUCCAGGAGGCGCUCAGGGUGCCUGGAGGGCUCUGGGAGGAGGGCCAGAAUUCCAGGAGGCCUUCCAGGAGUUCUGGGCAUCCAUCCUCCAUUUUUCCUAGGCCACAUCUACUCCUACUUUGUCCACUGUAAUUGUUACCCCCUGUGUGAUUUUUGUCAUCAAAAUAAAAUUUGAGAAU